Molecule: messenger RNA, 2023 nt
Organism: Camelina sativa (false flax)
Lineage: Eukaryota; Viridiplantae; Streptophyta; Magnoliopsida; Brassicales; Brassicaceae
Product: 3-epi-6-deoxocathasterone 23-monooxygenase CYP90C1
Biological process (GO): sterol metabolic process; brassinosteroid homeostasis; multicellular organism development
Molecular function (GO): heme binding; oxidoreductase activity, acting on paired donors, with incorporation or reduction of molecular oxygen, NAD(P)H as one donor, and incorporation of one atom of oxygen; iron ion binding
Source: RefSeq, a predicted model, not a curated record
AAAUAUUUAUUCUCUCACACUUCCUCUUCCUGCAUGGUUUUUGAGAAUUGAGAAACCAUUUUCUGUUGGAAACCUUCUUACAAUUCUCUCUCUUUUUUUUUUUUUUUUAUCUACUUGUGCUUAGGCAUAUCCCAAGACUUUUUGGUGUAUGUCUAUCCUCCGCUAAGAACAGGACUUUUCCGAUCGCCGGAAAAUAUUUCUUGGCCUUCUGAUUUAAUGGAUUUUUGGGUUGCUGGUUUCUUGGUUUUGACGGCCGGAAUACUUCUCCGUCCAUGGUUAUGGUUUCGUCUAAGAGAAUCUAAAAAGAAAGAUGGAGGAGAUGAACAUGAAGAGAAGAAGAAGAAGGGAAUGAUUCCAAAGGGGAGCUUAGGCUGGCCGCUGAUCGGAGAAACCCUAAACUUCAUCGCUUGUGGUUAUUCUUCUCGGCCGGUUACCUUCAUGGAAAAACGAAAAUCUUCAUACGGAAAGGUGUUCAAGACGAACAUAAUAGGGACACCAAUCAUAGUAUCAACCGAUGCAGAGGUCAACAAAGUGGUGCUCCAAAACCACGGGAACAUAUUUGUCCCUGCAUACCCUAAAUCAAUAACCGAAUUACUAGGAGAAAACUCUAUUCUCAGCAUCAAUGGACCUCACCAAAAAAGGCUUCACACGCUCAUUAGCGCCUUCCUCAGAUCUCCUCACCUUAAAGACCGGAUCACUCGAGACAUCGAGACCUCAGUUUGUCUCACUUUGGCUUCUUGGGCACAACUUCCUUUGGUUCAUGUUCAAGAUGAGAUCAAAAAGAUGACGUUCGAGAUAUUAGUUAGAGUGCUGAUGAGCACAGCCCCUGGUGAAGAUAUGGACAUUCUCAAACUUGAGUUUGAAGAAUUUAUCAAGGGUCUAAUUUGUAUUCCCAUCAAAUUCCCUGGAACUAGACUUUAUAAAUCCCUAAAGGCGAAAGAGAGGUUAAUAAAGAUGGUUAAAAAGGUUGUGGAGGAGAGACAAGUGGCGGCGGGGACGACGGCGUCUCCGGCGAAUGACGUGAUGGAUGUGCUUUUAAGAGAUGUUAGUGACGGUGGUGAUUCAGAGAAGCAAUCUCAGCCGUCGGAUUUCGUCAGCGGAAAGAUCGUAGAGAUGAUGAUACCCGGAGAGGAAACAAUGCCAACGGCGAUGACCUUGGCUGUCAAAUUCCUAAGUGACAAUCCCGUCGCCUUAGCCAAACUCGUGGAGGAGAAUAUGGAGAUGAAGAGGCGGAAAUUGGAAUCAGGUGAAGUAUACAGUUGGACUGAUUAUAUGUCUCUCUCUUUUACUCAAAAUGUGAUAAACGAAACGCUGAGAAUGGCUAACAUCAUUAACGGAGUGUGGAGGAAGGCUCUCAAAGAUGUUGAAAUUAAAGGUUACUUGAUACCAAAAGGAUGGGGUGUAUUGGCAUCAUUCAUAGCGGUUCACAUGGAUGAAGACAUUUAUGAGAAUCCCUAUCAAUUCGAUCCGUGGAGAUGGGACAGGAUUAAUGGAUCGGCAAACAGCAGUAUUUGCUUCACACCCUUUGGCGGUGGGCAAAGGCUAUGUCCUGGUUUAGAACUGUCGAAGCUCGAAAUAGCCAUCUUUCUUCACCACCUCGUGACGCGGUACAGUUGGACGGCUGAGGAAGACGAGAUCGUGUCAUUUCCGACGGUGAAGAUGAAGCGGAGGCUCCCGAUCCGAGUGGCUAUGGUUGAUAUUCUAUAAUAGAACCCUUAAAAGAACAAAACUGUUUGUGCGAAAGGAAGCAGGGUAGUAUAACAAAAUUAUUUUAUUUAAAUCAAUUAGCAGCGAAGAGAAGCAAACAAGAAGAUUGGUGGGUAAGAUAGAAAGAGCCAUACGUACAGCAGCUAGUGAUGGCUCAGAGAUCAUGAGAGAUUCUAAUUGUAUUUUUGUUUGUCAUGUCAAAUUAUAAGCGUUGGUUAGGUUGUCCCUUUCUCUUUUAUUUAUCGUACCAAACGCAAGUUGAGAUAUGAUUCCAAAUAUAUAUAUAUAUAUGGCUGAUUGAUAAUGUUAAUAUAAA